Molecule: messenger RNA, 1863 nt
Organism: Melanaphis sacchari
Lineage: Eukaryota; Metazoa; Arthropoda; Insecta; Hemiptera; Aphididae
Product: aminoacylase-1A-like
Exons: 9
Coding region: 485-1720 (411 amino acids)
Biological process (GO): amino acid metabolic process
Cellular component (GO): cytoplasm
Molecular function (GO): aminoacylase activity
Source: RefSeq, a predicted model, not a curated record
ACAAUAAUUGCGCGGCAAACGAGCGACGGUGGUGCGGAAAUCAGACACGCUCUAUCGCCUCUAUCGCCGAACACGACAUGACAAAUUAUAAUAAUAAUAAUAAUAAUAAUAAUAAUAAUAAUAUUAAUAAUACAUGUAUUUUAUCAUGGUCGGACUCGAGGCGGUUUGUAGACGGCCAAAAUUUUGCGAGUUACAGCACAACAGUUGAGUUAAACGAAUAGUCGUUCACAGAUCACAAGCGUACAGCAACAGCACAGCAGUCAGUAGUGGUUACUGCCACCGGCUUGACGUGCGUGGCGUUUGUUGAAUAGUGUUUAUUCAUUCUUCGCUCUCCUUCGUCAGUUCGUCGAAAACUGCUGUCCUGUUUCGCGAUCGGUUGAGGAAUUUACGCAAACACAAUUACCUGUGUUAUGAUCAAUAAUGGAAUACAAUCGGCCAAAUAACUAAUGUAUAAUUUAAAAUAUAAUAUUAUUUUAAAAAUAUUAUGGCUGAACUUUUAAAAAUAAAAAGAAGAAAAAUGACUUCUAACACAGAUGGCGAGGAAAAUGAUGCUGUAACUAAUUUUCGGGAAUAUUUACGUAUUCCCACCGUUCACCCUGAUGUUGAUUAUAGUAAAUGUGUUGAAUUUCUAUUGCGUCAAGCACAAAGCUUAAAUCUUCCAUCAAAUAUUUAUUAUAUGGCCCCCGGCAAACCAAUAGUAGUUAUCACAUGGCUUGGACAAAAACCAGAACUUCCUUCUAUAUUACUUAAUUCUCAUACAGAUGUAGUUCCAGUAUAUCCUGAAUGUUGGACUUACGAUCCAUUUUCUGCUCAUAAAGAUAAAAACGGAAACAUUUACGCUAGAGGAGCACAAGAUAUGAAAUGCGUUGGAAUACAAUACAUAGAAACAAUACGAAAAUAUUUAAAAGAAAAAUUAGUUUUUGAUAGGACUAUCCAUUUGUCAUUUGUGCCUGAUGAAGAAAUAGGUGGACAUUUGGGAAUGAAAUUAUUUAUUAGGUCACCUGAAUUUGCAUCAUUAAAUGUUGGUUUUGCAUUAGAUGAAGGAUUGGCUAGUAACGAUGAUAGUUUCAGCAUAUACUAUGGGGAACGAACUCUAUGGCUUCUCCAAAUAAAAUGUCUUGGUACUCCUGGACAUGGUUCGAUAAUGCAUGAUAAUACAGCUGGAGAAAAGUUGCAUUAUAUCAUAAAUAAAUUUAUGAAUUGGAGAGAACACGAAAAAUUAAGAAUGAAGAAUUGUAAAUUGAAUGUUGGAGACGUUACAUCAAUAAAUUUAACAAUGGUAAAUGGAGGAUGUCAAGUAAAUGUAGUGCCACCAGAGUUGACAGUUUGUUUUGAUGUACGAUUGAGUAUUGCUGUAGAUGUUACGACAAUAGAAAACACUGUUAGAAAAUGGUGUGAGGAAGCCGGUGAAGGUGUAACUUUGGAGUUUAUCUCUAGAAGCCCAUGCGUUAAACCUACUUUACUUGAACCAACAAACCCGUGGUGGGUUACAUUUAAAAAUGAAUGUGAUAAAAUGAAUUUAAAAACAAAAACAUAUAUAUUUCCUGGUGCAACAGAUAGUAGAUAUAUUAGAGAGAUUGGUAUUCCAGCUUUAGGAUUUUCGCCAAUAAAUAAUACUCCUAUUCUUUUGCAUGAUCAUGAUGAGUUUUUGAAUGAGAAGACAUUCCUGGAUGGCAUAGAUAUUUAUUAUAACAUUAUUAAAAGUCUUGCAUCUGUUUGAAUUAUGGUUAUUUUAUUUAUCUUAGUAUGUUAAUUAAUUUUAGUGAUGAAAAAUUAUAAUAAUUGUUAUUAAUUCUAAGAAUGUUAUACUUGUAAUUUUACUUAGUAAUAAUAAAAAAAAAAACAAUAAACAAUAAAAGUUUA